GCAGCGACUGCUUCUGCCCUACUUCGCGCGCCCCGGGAUGGCGUCGAACGUUCCGCGAAAGGACUACCACUACGACAACGUCUGAGGAGAAGGAGGUUUCUUUUCCAACGGAGCCGGCCUGGCAGGAGAAGCCGCUGUCAAGCGAAGAUAGGCGGCAUGGUACCACUCUGGCCGUUGGGGACUUUGUGGCUGGCUUAUUUCGCGGCUCGGGGUGUGGCGAGCGACGAUGCUCCAUUGAAGUGCGAAGAUCUGCGAAUCGGCCAAUAUAUAUGUGAAGAUCCUAAAAUAGACAAUGCAACCCAAGAACCCAUGAAGUGUACUAACCACACUGCAUAUGUUGCCUGUCUUCCAGCCCCAAAUAUUACUUGUAAAGAUUUCAGUGGAAAUGAAACUCAGUUUACUGGAAAUGAAAUUGGAUUUUACCAACCUAUUGAGUGUCGAAGUGUAAAUGGCUACUCCUAUAAAGUAGCAGUAGCUCUGUCUUUGUUUCUUGGCUGGUUAGGAGCAGAUCGGUUUUAUCUAGGAUAUCCUGCAUUAGGUUUGUUAAAGUUCUGUACAGUGGGAUUUUGUGGAAUUGGUAGUUUGAUUGACUUCAUUUUGAUUUCAAUGCAGAUUGUGGGUCCUUCUGACGGUUCUAACUACAUAAUAGAUUAUUAUGGUGCAAGGCUUACCAGGCUGAGUAUUACGAAUGAUACAUAUAGAAAACCUCAAAUGUACCCUUAAUGUUGCCAGAGUUCACUUACUUUAUUUGAGUGUGAGAAGAUGCCUGCGUAUGAAAUGAUGGAAGAGCGUCGUCUUCAGAGGACUGAGAAGUUUCAUCAACUCUUUUGUCAUCAGCUCUUUGUGCACAAAGGAAAAAUAGUAGGCUGUGUUUAUUAUACACUCUGCUGAUCACACAAAAGGAGUUAGAACCCUUGCGCCUACUGUAACCUUAUUGAAAAGAAGACAAUGACUUAUCUUUUAAACUGUGUGGUAAAUAAAAGCAACCAAUGGACUUUUAAUGAUGAAUGCAUCAUGAACUGCUGCACAAAAGACUUUAUACAAGUUGUGAAAAAGGCGUGUGGAUAUAAAGGGAAAAACAAGAAGAAAUUACCUCAACACUCAACAUCCCUUUUCCUACUGCUAUUUAAAAAUGAGCAAAGGAGAAAUCACACACAAAAAUGUGUUGUUGUGCAGAUGUACCAGGUUCCAGCUCAUUCACUCCCCCCCCCUCCCUCACAUCAAGUACAUUCUGUCCUUUUGGCAGUAAGUUGAUGGGAUAUUUAGAAGCUGCGAACUGUUCUGAAAGUUUCACAUAGUGGGUUAUGGGCCAUGUGUGUUUGAUCAAAAUUCAAUUACUGCACUGCGCCAGGCUUGGAAACCUAUCAUUGCAAGUUAUGAAGUAUGACGAAAUAAGCUUCUCUAAUUGGUUCAGUAUGGGGAGCAGUCUCAACCAAGCUUGUUAUGAUAAAUAGCUUCCUAUGUUAAAGGUUCUCCAGAGCUUAAGUGUCUUGGCUCACCUCCUUCAAUAGAAUAAGAAUAUUGUUCCCUAGGAACAUUUACAUCAUUGUCUUUUUUCCCAGGUUGGAAUUAAAUAUUUGUAGCAUUUUUAUCUUGCUGUUCUUGAGGAAUCUAAACAUAAAUACAUGUCACUUCUCCAAUCAUAAAAUAUCUUGUGUCCAUGUACACAACUGGUUAUUGGUAAUGUCACUUUUGUCAGCUUGGAAGAUCUUAGCUGUUGUUUAAAGUCAAAACCACUUUACAAGCCCUUUAAAAAUUGAGGUCGAAUGCUCUGCAACUCCUAGCUUAGAUUUGCCGCUACUAAAAGUGUUCCACACAUGGAUAUUUUUUUUUUAGUAGAUUUCUGUUAUGGAAAUAGUCUCUGAUUUAGUUCUACAAAGGUAGAACUAAAGAAGUCUCAAGCUACUAUACGUGUCUGUAUUGUGGUGUUUCAUGUGCACAGAUGCCAUUUCAGCAUUGAGAAAAAGGUAUAAAAUAUAUUGUUUUUCUGCUUCUUUGGUUAAGAAACUAGAGAAAAAUAAGCCUUGUCCUUCCCUUUAGUAAUUUGUCAAAUUAGUUAUCUGAAUAGGUCAUUUCUUUUUUCCUAUAGUAAUUUAAUACACUGUUAUCCAGGUUUCAUUUGUUUUAUGAGCUUUGAUCUCAUCAUAGUUUGCCUUUAUAUUUAAAUGUCCUCUUUAACCUUCUGCCAAAAGAUGUGUGUAAUGCUGAAGUCGGCAUUUUCAGCAUGUACUACAUUUGCUGCAAAAUUUCAAUUUUAUAAACCAUUCUCCUUAGUCAUCACUUAAUCAAGUGAUGACUAAGUGCAGCAAUAUAAAAUUAAAGGGAGGAAAACUUGAUACAAUAAACGUCUAAUCUACAUCCGGGUGAAGAUAAGAAAUAUAUACUCCCAUUGUUUUUCAAAGUAGAAUGGGAUCAAAUAUUUUAGAAUGGUUGAUAGGGGAAGAUGCAUAAUGGAAAAUAUUGGGCAGAUGAUGCGUUUUUUUAGAACAAAACUCGGAAGAAUAUUGUAUUACAUUUUUUAAUAACAAUUCCACCAGAAGUAACUUUACCUUUAAAAAUAGAAUAUGAUGGCAGGCAUUUAUGUUAAACCUCCUUCUAGCAAAUCAGCUUUUUUUUUUGUAUUGAAUCUCACUUGAUUGAAUAGCAUUGAGGUUGCCAGAGUAUAUGCUAUUAUCAAUGUACAGUAAUUAAGGAAAUAGUCCUUGUCACUCGAACAGCAUCCAGGCUGUGCCUGCUGUAAUAAAGUUAAAUGAUAAAGAAAUCUCUUUAAAUAAAGUGCAGCUACUGGAGCAUGGUUACUCUUGAAAUGCAGUGGAACAGUACAGUGGAAAAUUACUGCUGAUAGGAAAAUAUGCCCACUGAACACAAUAUAAGGGCUUCUUAAAUAUCUAAGUAGAUAACAUACAUAAUCUUCCAAUUUAAAGAUAAAUAUGUUAAUCCCUCAUGUCCAAAGAGUGACAAGCUUGGCACACAUUAAUCUUGUAUUUGAUCUUCAAAUUAUUAAUUAAGAAGUGAAUCAUUAGAACCUAGAAAUGUUUUGAAACCUAUGUAUAAAAUGUACAAAUUGAGUGUCGUCAUAUGCUUAUGGGUUAAGAUCCUAUACGUUUUAUUAUAAAGUAUCAAUACCUUCAAUCUUAAGGCCAUCUGAACCUGACAUAAAUUAUAAUACAAACAAUGUUUCCUCCAAAGUUAGGCCUUCCACAUGAACAUAUUUUUUUCCACAUCAUUGUAACUAACCAUGUCUUAGCUGAAAAGAUAAAUAACUGGACCUCAUGUGAACAAUAGGAUGUGGAUACCUGUAAACAAGCUUUCAGCUUGCAAGUUUUUGAGAUGAGGAUGGCAUUAAGACCUAUUCUGAGAGCUGUAUCUGGGAAAUGUAGAUGCCCAGGGAAUGAGUAAUUCAGGGUAAAGAGCAAGGGGUUUCUUUUGCUAAUGGAAUGCACCGUGAAACAUUUACAGUAGAUGUCAUCAUAGAAAUGAUUCCAAGAUGUGUUUCUUAAAAUAUCUAUGACUCUUCUCAAAUUGUUUAGCUUUUGCAAAAAGAAGAAAUGUUGUUGGGAGUCUAGGCUUCUGAGAACGGUGGUUGGGCCAUAGCUUCCACCUGGGAGACUAGAAGAAAGUAGCCUGAAUCUCAUCUGGCAUUAGCCAGAUUUUCUACAGACUCUGUUCUUGAAGAUACAUCGGCAUUCAGGUUUUUUAUUUUCUCUUUGUGGUAUUCUUCAUCUGGGUUUGCCUGAAAGCAAAGGCUUUGGUAUUGCAGGUGCAUUGAGAUAUGCUAGAUCAGCUGCCUAACCUUCCAGAUGAGAUUUGAUACUUUCUCCCUAAUGGAAUGAAUAAUCAUAAUGCCAUUUUCCCCUCUUUGUAGAAAAAAAAAUUGCUGAGGGCCUGGUUUCAUAAAUAUUUAUUUUAUUAUUUAUUCUGUUUAUGAAUGUUAUCUGUCUUUUAUGAAGCCAGAAUGGAUCUUUUCUCUACUGAAUUAUUCCUAAAGUUUGAUCUUUUGGGGGGAUGUAGGCUCCUUGGGCAGUCUACAUGAGAGCAUUAUGCUCUUGGAAAUAUGUAUUCCUUAAUAAAUCAAAUUACGUGAUUUAAAACGUAGUAAUUUGCUAAAUAUUCUUCAUACUUUAUGCUGGGAUUAAGAUUAAUGGAUUACUAGCUUUGAUAUGUUCAUCUAGUGCCAUAUUCUGGCUUUGACCACUUCCAGAGCAUUUUGGCAGCUGAACAUGAGUAACGAAUCAUGUGCUGACAGCUAAGGUGGAGAAAACCUUUCUGUCACUUUAUACUUGCCAUGGGGUCAGAUGAGUAUGAAAAUAUAAUAGCAAUAGCACUUAAUAGAAUAUAUCACUUCAUAGUACUUUACAGCACUCUCUAAUCGGUUUACAAAGUUAGCAUAUUGCCCCCAACAAUCUGAGUCCUCAUUUUACUGACCUUGGAAGGAUGGAAGGCUGAGUCAAUCUUGAGCUGAUCAGGGUUGAACUCCUGAUCAGGUUGGCUGUGGGUAGAGUUUGCCGGCAAUACGGCAUUCUAACUGCAGCUCUUAAGACACUGUUGUAUUCCCUCCGAUCACACAUUAUUAUAAUUCUCUUCUUCUGUUGUGAUACAGAAUAUAUGGCAAGACCAAUAGGUUUAAUCAUGAUAAGUAAUAUUCAGAGUUUUGUCUAUUCUGGUAAAAAAAAAUCCCACAGAUUUUCAUUUUACCAAAUUCAGAGACCCUGAAUACAACUAUGAAAAUCUUUUAAGGACUGUAGCUUUCAAAACAAUUCCAAAGCAUAUGUUGUUAACCACAUGUUUAGGCUGUAAUUAUUUUUCUAUUGUGUAUUUUCAGAGGUUUUUGUAAUGGCAUUCAGUACUGUGCACUGCUAUUGAAGCAGGUGUGUUUGUGUGUGUAAAAUACAUGUAGCACAAUUGUAACUAUUAGAACUGGUGGGGUUGAGGAUACAGUAGCAAAAUUUAUAUACAGAAUCAAGGGUAAAGAAAGUUAACCUUCAUCCCAAAACAGAGUUGGAAGAAUGCCUUUGAGAUCAGCACAACAAUACAACAAUAGGCUUAGAAGUUGCAUUUAUAAAUGCAAGAGCAAAAGGGCAAAGUGAACCAGGCAUGACUUAAGAGUAUCAUGAAAUAACUCUUCUGUAAUUAGGUUAAUCCAGUUCUUAAAGCAGAACACUUCCUUUAACUCAGUCUUGUGCAGAAGUUUGGGAAAAAAUAUGGCUGCUUGAAUAGGUGCUGCACUCACAAAGUACCUCAGAAUUGUUUUCAAUUUCAAAUUAUUUAUUCCAAAAGCAGCUAGCCUUGGAAGAGACUGGGCUCACACAAGAUCAACUCAGGACUGUUUAACCCUUUGGUUGUUAAUAAGACAUAAUGAAUGAGUUCACACAUCACACACUGGGCCCAGCAAUUGCACCACAUGAUAGUUUAGAGUUCUGUGUGGAUUGGCAAAGGGUAAGCAGAAUUUAUAAAACUGCAGUGGCUACAGGGAAAGUGAUUUAGAUCUCUUCGUAGCAUAGGGAUACUGGAAUGGGCCAAAUAUACCUGCAGAAAUGAGCCUUAACUUUUAAAUUAUGUUAAUCUGAGAACAGAUGCUUUCUUUUCUAGAGUUACAAGAUGCACCUAUUUGUUAUUUCAAGGGCAAAAGAAACAUUAAUCCAAUUAAAAGUGAGGUGGUAGCUUUUGGCCUUAUUUCUUCAAUAAAGAUAAUUCUGAAAGAAGAAUGUCGACCGUCAGCCACAAUAAGUGCUGUUAGAGUAAUGAGUCUCCUGUUAGAUUCACUUCGCACCUCACCAACAAAAUAAGCACACAUAAUAUACAUGGGAUUUUUCUAAUUUAUUUAUUUAAGAAAGAUGGAGCAAACUUUAUGCAUGAUAUGGUUUCCUUGCAUAGGUAAGAUUCAAGCAGGGUUCCCUGGAUUUUCUCUAUGUACUAUCAAACUAAAAUGAUUCAUUCCAACUGCUACAGCUCUCCCAUAGAUUAGACAGCAAAACAAGCAGAAAUGCAGUACAAAUGGAUUGUUUCAUUUGCUGUUGCUGUACUUCUUGCCAGAGGAAUGACUGGAGCUUUAGAAGCAAAUGGGGGGGAGUAAUUUUCCAUGAAUGAGUGUAAAAGUGGAGCUAGUGCAAACAUACCAUAUUUUUCGGAGUAUAAGACGCACCUUUCCCCCCCCAAAAUGGGGUGAAAAUUUGGAUGUGUCUAAUACACUGAAUGUAGCCCCGCCCACCCACUAGCAACCAUCCUUUGGCCUCUGCCUCCCAGCAAUUUGCCUCCUUACAGCAAGCAGCAAGAAGAAACAGCCGAUUUCAGCUUUAGCACAGCCUAAUUCGCACAAGUUGAUUGUCCUUGGAUCGGCCUCCCGACUCUCAGCUGUUUCAGGCUGCAUGGAUUGCCAUUGCCUAUUGCUGCAUGGGCCUCUGCUGCUUGCUGCAAGGAGGUAAAUUGCUGGGAGCAGAUUUUUUUUCCUUGUGUUAAUCAAGCUAUGCUGAAAAAAAAAUGAAAGUAAAGCAGGCUAUUUGCUGUUUGGUGCAACAAGGAAAAAUUGCUGGGAGGCAGAUGCAGAGGCAGAUUUCUUUUCCUUGUUUUCCUCACCAAAAAUGGUAGGUGCAUCUUACAGUCCGGAGCAUCUUAUACUCCAAAAAAUACAGUAAGUCAGAAGUUCGGUGUUUGUCUAAUUCUCGUAUUAAUGUUUUUGAAACAAAACAAAACAAAACAAAAAUGCAGACCUUUUAUAAAUAUAUGAAUUUGAGGCAGUAAUAGAUUGAAGGGAAAUCCAGAACUUCUAAGUGAUAUCUGGGUAGGGGCAGCAGAGAUUUUUACCUUUCAGUUCUUAAUAAUAAUGAUAAUAAUAAUAAUAAUAAAAUUGGGCUGUUAAAAUGAAGGUAAGUGAAUGGUGCUUUGUAUGCUGAACUUAUACAGGUGUGUCUUGCCACCAAUUUUUCAUCUAACUUUUAUUUUGCAGCUUACAUUUUAAAUGUCAAGGAGAAUUCUGCAAAGUUCAAAGUCUUUAUUAAUAUCCAUAAUAUCAGGGUCUUCAUCUUUGGAUCCCUAAGUAUUUUUUUUCCCCAUUAGCACUACUCAAUGCUGUUAAAGAUUUUCUGGAUUAGUUGAAACCAUCAAGGGUCUCCAACCUUGACAACUUUAAGAUUUGUGGACUUCAAAUUCCAGAAUUCCCCAGCCAGCAUGGCUAGCGGGAAGUAAGCCUAGUGAGCAUGGCUGACUGGCUGGGGAAUUCUAGGAAUUGAAAUCCAAAGUCUGAAAGUUGCCAAGGUUGGAUAUUCCUGAUUUAGAGCUAAUAUGAAAUUAAAGUUGCUGGAUUUUUCCUUCCAUUCAAUGUAAAACCACAGCUUUUUCUUUCUAAUGCAUUAUUAAAACUUCUACAUUACUGUUUGCCAGUCUGAGAAAACUGACACUUUCUCAGUUCUUAAUCCAGGUGUCAUUUUAAGUUGUAAAGACAAAUGAUGCAGCACAGAGGGUGGGAAAAGAAACACCUUAAACUGAAAUGAUAACUACAAAUAGGGCUAUUUAUUCAAAUGAACUAUUGGACGUAUAUUAGUUCAUCUCUGUGAACAGACUUGAUCUUACCUGAUCCCAUAAUCUAGGAUCAAAACCAUGGUAUCCAUGUAGUUACAUUGGUCUAUAAUAGUAUCCUGUUUUGUAUGUGUGCGGGGGGCGGGGGAGUGAAAUCCAUUUAAUAAUGAAAGAUAAUCUUGUUCACAUUAGCUUCCUUUCUUUUUUUUUCAGAGUUUUUGAUAUACAAAUUGAUUAGGUAUUGAUCAAGUCAGUUUUAGUGGUGAUGGCUUAGAUCAGAGGUGUCAAACUUCCAUUGUCACGACAGCAUCACGUGACAUAUUGUGACUUCCCCCCCCGCUUCGCUAAACCAGAUGUGGGUUUAGCAUCCAACCCGCUGGCCGCGAGUUUGACAGCCCUGGCUUAGAUAGAUUUUUCUCCAUGGUGACCUGUCCCUAAUCUAGUCUUUUAGGUCUUUAAAUAGUGUAUUCAUUGCUUCUGUGACUGAAUUGCUGGUCAUUCUCUUCUUUUUCUCUUUUUUUUCACUUUCUACAGCAUUAGAGUCUUCUCUAAACAGGUUGCUCUAUGAUGUUUAAUAAUUUGAGCCUGGUCAUUUGUAGUUUGAGUCAGAACUCAGAUUUGUUUGAUGAACAAUGCUUGCUUAAUUUCCCUCUAAAUUUUCUUCAUUUAUUUAUUUUGUCACAACGUUAUAUAUAAGCACAUAUAAUGAAAAAAAAAACAAUAGGACAGGAACGGUAGGCACUUUUGUGCACUUAUGCACGCCCCUUAUAGUCCUCUUAGGAAUGGGGUGAGGUCAAUGGUAGACAGUUUUUGGUUAAAGAUUUUGGGAGUUUGAGAAGAGACCACAGAGUCAGGUAGUGUGUUAGUGCGUUAACAACUCUGUUACAAAAGUCACAUUUUCUGCAAUCAAGAUUGAAGCGGUUAACAUUAAGUUUGAAUCUAUUGUUUGCUCUUGUAUUAUUGCGAUUGAAGUAGUCUUUAACAGGGAGGACAUUGCAAUAGAUGAUUCUGUGUGUUAAACACAGGUCGUGUCUCAGUCGGCAGAGUUCUAAGUUUACUAAUAUAUAAUAUAAUAAUAAUGAUAAUAAUAUCAUU
Messenger RNA from Ahaetulla prasina, 8607 nucleotides. It is a transcript of the gene TM2D1, whose product is annotated as TM2 domain containing 1. The transcript is spliced from 7 exons. The record is from RefSeq and is a predicted model, not a curated record. NCBI's taxonomy places the organism in Eukaryota, Metazoa, Chordata, Lepidosauria, Squamata, Colubridae. Bases 157 to 723 code for a protein of 188 amino acids.